AUGGCUCAGAUCCGUUCGAUGGAAGCCCGCGUUGGGCGGAAGAAUCAACGUUACGGUUCCAAAGGCGAACGUCUGGUCGCAGGUGUCGUCCCAUUGUCGGCCGAUAAAACCAAAGUCCUUAUGAUCCAAUCCGCAGGACCCGGAGGCUGGGUACUGCCCAAGGGUGGAUGGGAACUUGAUGAGAGCACGGCCCAACAGGCCGCGUGCCGUGAAGCCUGGGAAGAAGCGGGUGUCGUCUGCACCGUCAAUAAGGAUCUGGGAUUGAUCCCGGACAUGCGACCCUCUGGUCUCUUGACCGCACAAGCACCCAAGGCCUCCUACCAAUUCUUCGAGGUGACGGUCGACCGCGAGGAAAUCGAAUGGCCCGAAAUGCACAAGCGAAAACGGCAAUGGGUCGGCUAUGCCCAGGCGGCCGCGGCCCUGGCAAAUCGACCAGAGCUGCUGGAAGCGCUGAACCGCAGCUCAUUAAAGCGGUAG
Molecule: messenger RNA, 477 nt
Organism: Penicillium argentinense
Lineage: Eukaryota; Fungi; Ascomycota; Eurotiomycetes; Eurotiales; Aspergillaceae
Product: NUDIX hydrolase
Exons: 2
Coding region: 1-477 (158 amino acids)
Biological process (GO): diadenosine hexaphosphate catabolic process; diphosphoinositol polyphosphate metabolic process; diadenosine pentaphosphate catabolic process
Cellular component (GO): cytoplasm; nucleus
Molecular function (GO): bis(5'-adenosyl)-pentaphosphatase activity; diphosphoinositol-polyphosphate diphosphatase activity; bis(5'-adenosyl)-hexaphosphatase activity
Source: RefSeq, a predicted model, not a curated record